AUGGUUGAACUCAACUGCGCGGCUGCAGGAGUGGCGGGCGCUAGGUUCACCGCGGCGCUGCAGUUCUUCGCGGCCUCUCAGUGCCUCCUUCAAGAGUCCUGGCCACCACAAGCUGAUGUCAAAAACGGGUCCCAUUUCGACAUCAUUGUGGUGGGUGCUGGCACGGCGGGGGCGACGCUUGCAGCGAGGCUGUCUGAGCUACCAUUACAGAUCCUGCUGUUGGAAGCUGGCGGCGAUCCACCGCAAGAUAGCAUCGUACCUGCAUUAAAAAACUCCAUGAAAGGAACUUAUUAUGAUUGGAAUUUCACCACUACAGAUGAUAAAUAUUCGAGCCAGGCCCUGCGAGAUGGUAGUCAGAGCCAACCACGUGGCAAGAUGUUAGGAGGCAGCGGCUCCAUCAACGACAUGAUAUACGCUCGGGGUUUCCCCGCCGACUACGACGAAUGGGCUUCCAUGGUCGGAGACGAUUGGCUUUGGAGCAACGUAUUGUCGUAUUUCAAAAAAACUGAACGCUUAACUGAUGAAAGGAUUACAAUUGAUCCUGAACUGUCAUAUUUUCAUGGUUUUGAUGGAGAAAUUGAAGUGUACGGCUCGAAUGAUUCCACUUUCACUUCAGAUAAAUUACUCGAAGCUUUCGAGGAGCUUGGUCUUGAUAUUGUGAAAGACAUGACAAAUCCAUCCAAAAUCGGCGUGGGUAGAUUUUCUCAUACAAUAAAAGAUGGUAAGAGACAUAGUUCUCUGACUGCUAUGCUCAAUAAAGCGUCAGAGAAAAAUAAUUUACACGUUUUAAAAGAUGCACACGUUACUAAAAUACUACUUGAAAACGAUACAGCUUAUGGUGUUAAAGUUUUAUUUGACGAUGACGAAUUUCACUUUUUUGCUGAGAAGGAAGUUGUCGUAACGGCAGGCACAUUUAAUACUGCUAAACUGUUGCUGCUAUCAGGAAUAGGCCCAAAGGAACAUUUAGGUGAUAUGGGUAUAAGCGUUGUUAAAGAUUUACCGGUCGGUGAAAACCUUCAUGAUCAUAUCAUGGUGUUAACAUACUUAGCAGCGGAAAAUGGUACAUGCCAAACGAGCGAAAAAGAUUCUCACCUGGAAACUAUCAAAUAUCUUUACGACGGAAGCGGAUCUCUAGCUAGGUCUUCUGAUAUGGGAGCUUACUUAUCGUUCAAUAAGGAUACUACAAAUGUACCCGAUUUUGCUAUUUACCCCUCAUGUAUACCCGUUAACAAUGAUUUCUUUACACCAUGCGUGGAACUAUUAGGCUUCAAAAAGAAUAUUUGUGAAAAAAUUGAUGCUCUAAAUAAGGAUUACGAGAUCAUAAACCUAGCAGUUGUUAAUCUUAAGCCAAAAUCUAGGGGAAAAGUUCUUUUGCAGUCUCUCGAUCCUCUCGACCCACCUCUUAUUUACUCGGGAACCUUCGAUGAUGUGAGCGACUUAGAUAACUAUCCUGAUGCGAUAGAAUUUGCUUGGUCUGUAGCUGAUACGAAUUAUUUCAGUUCAAAAAAUGCUUUCGUUAUAGAAUUUGAUAUUGACGAAUGUAAUGAUUUGUCUGAUCGAGAGAGAUUGGAAUGUACAGCGCUUGCUACAGCGAUGUCAGCCUGGCAUGCUGUCGGUACGGCCGGUAUGGGAACCGUGGUGGAUUCAGAAUUAAGGGUAAAGGGUAUCACUGGGCUGAGAGUAGCUGACGCUAGUAUUAUGCCUAAAGUAGUUCGCGGUAACACAAAUGCUCCUGUCGUAAUGAUAGCUGAAAAAGCUGCAGAUUAUAUAAAACGUAGUCUUGGCCUUUUGAAUGACGAAUAAAAAUUAACAUACUUUAUAUGACCAUAAAUAAUAUAGCUGUGGAAUAUGAUUUAAGAAAUUUGACAAGUAUUUAAUUUGUAGUACAUUGUUCAGUAUUAUUUUUAGUUUUAAAAUUAUUGUCAAUUAUUAGGUUUUUUAAUUGUUCCUAUAUAUGUUAGGCUAUAAAGUUUUUGAACGCCUUUUCUAUAUGUUUCUAUACAUAUUACACAAUAUACAUAUUAUAUAAAAGUGCAUUGUACUCGUAUAUUUUGAUUUCUAGUACUUAGUGUUUCGUUCUACUUUUCUUACCCUUUUAUUUUCUCUUUUUCCGGUUGACUAAUAUGAAUAUCAUAGAUAGUUUUAGAAAUGUAAUGUCUUACAUAAUUUUUGUAUUUGAUUUGUUUCGACAUUUAGUAAAUAUACUUAUAUAUUUAUUUUUACUGCGAAGUGCCUUUAAAAUGAAAAUGUUGUUGAAUUAAUUGUUCGAAAUUAGUGAUACACUCGAUACAGUUGAAAAAAAAAAACGUUUCGAAAUUCGAA
Melitaea cinxia (Glanville fritillary) is the source of this 2322-nucleotide messenger RNA. RefSeq names its product oxygen-dependent choline dehydrogenase-like. NCBI's taxonomy places the organism in Eukaryota, Metazoa, Arthropoda, Insecta, Lepidoptera, Nymphalidae. The coding region runs from base 1 to 1803 and encodes 600 amino acids. The transcript has 3 exons. Gene Ontology annotation, molecular function: flavin adenine dinucleotide binding; oxidoreductase activity, acting on CH-OH group of donors. The record is from RefSeq and is a predicted model, not a curated record.